Messenger RNA from Etheostoma cragini (Arkansas darter), 489 nucleotides. Its product is annotated as calpain-2 catalytic subunit-like. The record is from RefSeq and is a predicted model, not a curated record. Lineage: Eukaryota; Metazoa; Chordata; Actinopteri; Perciformes; Percidae. Gene Ontology annotation, biological process: proteolysis. Gene Ontology annotation, molecular function: calcium-dependent cysteine-type endopeptidase activity. The annotation marks the transcript as partial. Gene Ontology annotation, cellular component: cytoplasm. The transcript is spliced from 5 exons.
GUUAUUACUUCCUGUCUCUGCAGCUCCCCCGAGUGGCAGUCGGUGCAGGGAGACGCGCCACACGCCAAGGCUGAGGACGGCGAGUUCUGGAUGUCGUACACCGACUUCCUGCGGCACUACUCCCGGAUCGAGGUGUGCACGCUGACCCCCGACGCCAUCGACAACGACUCCGUCAAACACUGGAGCGUCAGCAAGUUCGACGGCAUGUGGAGGAAAGGCUCCACCGCCGGGGGGUGCAGGAACCAUCCUUAUACGUUCUGGAUGAAUCCCCAGUUCGUGAUCAAGCUGGACGAGGAGGACGACGACCCCGAGGACGGAGAGGUGGGCUGCAGCUUCGUGGUCGGUCUGAUCCAGAAGAACCGCAGGAAGCUGCGGAAGGUCGGAGAGGACAUGCACACGGUCGGCUUCGCCAUCUACGAGGUUCCUAAACAGUUCCAUGGGCAGCGGGACGUGCACCUGGACAAGAACUACUUCCUGUCCCACGCCCAG